AUGGCAGGACUCAGAGAACUCAAAGGCAUUCUCAAAGACAAAGCUUCACUGUUCAAAGCAAAUCUCUCAACCAAUCGCCCUUUGUCCUAUGUUAACGUCACCGUCCUCCGCGCCACCACACACAGCACCACCUCUCCGCCUUCGGAGCACCGCCUCAUCGCCGUCCUCUCCCUUGGCCACCGCUCAAGCAUCAUGGCAGAUGCCUGCACUGAAUCCAUAAUGAAUCGCCUCCACAGAACCCACAGCCCUUACGUUGCCCUCAAAUGUCUUUUUAUUCUUCACAACAUCAUUUCUAAAGGAUCCAGCAACCUCAGAAACCAGCUUAUCUCCACCGGUGGCUAUAAUUUUCUUAAUCUUUCCGAAUUCAAUUAUAAGUCCAACAUUGAAAAACGAGAGAUUAGCUUGUGGGUUCGAUGUAAGAGAGAUUUGUUGAAGGAAAUGAAUACUCUGGUGGGUUUUAUUGAAGGGAUUUGUGAAGUUCCAGAUUCUUUACACCUUCAAAGAAAUGAUUUACUGCAUGAACUGAUGAUUUUGGUGGGAGAAGACUAUCGAGCGGCUCAGUACCAGAUCAUUCCAAGACUCAGUAGUGACACAGACUUUGCGGAUCAAAUUUCCAGGUUGAGUUCAACAGACUCGUCCGAGUUGAUUGCUUGUUUGAAGAGAUUGGAGAAUUGCAAGAAGCGAUUGACAGAGGUUUUUGCUAACAGGAAACGACACGAUGCAUUUUGGGAGUUGAUUAGUCAGAGAAAAAUGGAGCUCGAGAAGAUGACUGGAAACAGAGGAAGAUCGCUGGUGUGGAAAUGA
Messenger RNA from Fraxinus pennsylvanica, 804 nucleotides. The record is from the annotation of a GenBank genome assembly. NCBI's taxonomy places the organism in Eukaryota, Viridiplantae, Streptophyta, Magnoliopsida, Lamiales, Oleaceae.